AUGACACACUCUAAUACAGAUAAUAAUCCACCUCCUCAGGAAUUUUAUGUUCGUGGUGACUUUCCAUUUGUAUUCAUGCCAGCAACAUCCUCGGCAACAGGUUAUACGUUUGUUAAUGAUCAUACUCAAGUAUUUAAUGAUGAUAAUCAUGUCACAACUGAAGUAAUAGAUGAAGAAGAAAGAAGAAGAGAUACUACUGUUCAUAAUCAAGAUGAUAACAAUGAAGAGAAUGAUGAUGAUAACGAAGAAAGAAAUGAUAUUCGUAUAAGUCAACCUAAGUAUAGUCAAUUAUUAAAAGACCUUGAUUUUAGUGAAACAAGAUUGUAUGAUGUGACAAAACUUUUAUCUGAUGAAACAAAUAAUUAUACGACAGUAGAUGAUAAUGAAAGUCAAAAAAAACAUUCAACCGAUGGAAGUAAUCAAAGUUUAUCACCAAAUCAUUCAUCAGAAUCAAGCAAUGAAUCUGUCAAUCAUCGAUCUUCUUCAACUACUAAUAAUAAUAUUCAUAAAAUGAAAGAAAAAGAGAAUUUAACAAUUGGAGAUAAUGAUUUAAAUCAUUUAUCUGAAACUAUUCAAGAAGUGUCAUCAGUGUCAACUGAAGAUUAUGAUAAUCAUCGAGAUAAUGAUACUGAUAUCAAUGUUGAUAUGAGACAAAAACUUUUUGUUGAAGAACAUGGUGAUAACAUUAAACGAUCAGCACAAAAUUAUAAUCCAAAUAAUAAUGUACAAGAGAACACAUCAUAUAAACCAAAUAAAAAUUCUCGUUUUCCUACUCAAAAUUCUACUAAUAUUGAUAAUGAUAAUUUAUCGUCAAUACCUCGUUUAAGUACAAAUGCAAGUACUCGGACAGAUAAUCAAGAACAAUCACAAGAAUAUGAAUUUAAUUGGAAUGAUUUAAUUAAUGGAACAGAUGGAUUUAUGCAAUCACCAACUGUUGUUAUCAUUGCACAAUCAAUUGAUGAUCUUCAUACAACACCUACAAAACAACAAAAUCAACAGCAACAGCAACAGCAACAGCAACAGCAACAGCAACAACAACAGCAACAACAACAAACAACAACAUCUCCUAAUGAAAAAUUAAAACAACAUUUAAAUAUAUCUCCAAAACAAAAAGUUCAUCAACGUUUACGUCAAUUAUCAGCAUCGUCAGAUACAGAUUCAAUUGCUGAAUAUGUUGUUAAUCGAACAAAACAAAAACAACAUUCAUCAUCUCAACCACAUUUAUCCAUAGAUGAAGAAUAUAAUGAUUUAAAUACUCAUUUAAAACCAAAUCUUAAUGAUCAAGAACGACCGUAUACAUCAGCAAGUGAUAUUUUAUUACGACGUUCAUCAAAUCAAAAUAUUGAUCAAACAAAUUCAACAAAAAAAAAACCUCAUCAUCAUCAAAGAUCUUCAUUAUCAUCUCGUCAUAUAAAUCAGGAAGAUAAUAAUCAAUCAAUAAAUAAUGAUACUUGGUUAUCUAUGCUUGAAAAACUUGAACGUGAACAUAAAGAACGUUUAGAAAAACAACAAAAACAAUAUGAAGCUUAUAUGCAUGAACUUGAAGAAAAAAUGAAACGACGUUUUGAAGAAUAUCUAUCAUCAACAAAUAGUUUACAUGAAUCAAAACCAGAAUCAAUGGAAACAUCAGCACAUUUACGUCGUAGUCAUGAUUCAACAUUAAAUGAAUCUUAUGAUGGAAAAUAUAAAAAUUCUUCAACUUCUCAUCAUUGUCGAACAUUUGUACCAGAUUCAUCACAUCAUCAUUAUUAUUCAACCAAUUCAAUAAAUAAUUUUCAUACAUCGGAAAGACGACCAUCAAUUCGAACGAAUCUAUCACGAUCACAAUCGAGAGAAGAUAUUUCUAAUCUUAGAACAGAACUUUCGGUUAAACAUGCAAAGCAUAUUUCCGAUUUAAAAUUAUAUUAUGAACAUGAAAUAGAAGAACUUAAAAAUCAAUUAAAUACAACAAAAAUGGGUCAUACAGCUAGUAGUACACGUCAAUCAUUAGAAACAAUAGAACGACUUAAUAAUGACAAUAUGCGUUUACAUGAUGAAAUGAAAGAAUUACGUCGUUCAUUAAAAUUAUCUACAGAUGAAAAUGAUAUGUUUAAACGACAAAUAGAAGAAUUACGUGAUCAAUUGAAGAGUAAAGAUUUCGAAUUUAAAAAUCAUCAACGAGUUAUAAAUGAUCUUCAACAACAAUUAAAUGAUCUGCGGAGUAUAAAAGAACGACAAGAUGAAAAACUUCGUCAUACUGAUAAACAAACAUUACAAUAUCGACAAGAUAAUGAACAAAUUGCAAGCGAUCUCAAUCUUACAAGAGAACGUCUUGUUCGACUUGAAGAACGUUAUCGUGAUUUAGACAAUGAAACUAAAGCAUAUCGUCAAGCAAAUUUUACAAAUGAUACUAAUAAUCAACGAAACAAUGAUAAUCUUAAAUACAAUAUAACUAUGCCUGUACAUAUGCCAACUUCGAGAGAAUAUGGACGUUUUACAACGACAACAUCGAGAUAUUCAUCAUCGACAGUUACUUCACCAAGAUCUAGUAAUCUAGAUUCAGCAAGAUAUGGAUCAAACGAUUCGGAAGAUCUAUUUCGACGUACGAAUUCACCUCGACCUCUACUCACAAUUAAUGAUUAUCUCAAUGAUAAACCAAAAUUUCCUCCAGCAUAUGUGCCACCAUCAAGACCUUUGUAUUCUCCGAAAAAAUCACCACCAACUCGUCGUUCUAUGAAUCAGAUACCAGUGAGAGAUUUAAUUGAUAAUCAAAUAAAACAAAGUGAACAUUUAGAAGAAAAAUUUGAUGAAUUAUUGACAAAAAAACGUGACUUAGAAUCUCGUAUUAAUCGUAUACCAGCACGAGGUUUAACAAAUAAUGACCGACAAUUACUCGAUGUUCUUGAACGAGAAAUUGAACGUGUUGAACAACAAAUAUCAAGUGUUAAACUUGAACUUCGAAAAUUGAAUAUUAUAUAA
Molecule: messenger RNA, 2958 nt
Organism: Adineta steineri
Lineage: Eukaryota; Metazoa; Rotifera; Eurotatoria; Adinetida; Adinetidae
Source: the annotation of a GenBank genome assembly